GUCACCUGACAGUCAGCUGUCUGGGCAGUGCAUGCACAUACACCCGAAUCAGUUCACUGUCUUGUUUGGAUGAGUUUUAGCUCAUAUUUAGUGUAUGUGAGUGUACAGUGAAAUGGGAUUUUGUUUAGCUGUUCAGCUCGUUUAACGUUGCUUUAGUAUUUAGUAGAGAGAUGAAAAUGUCAGGACCAAACGGAGAUCCCGAGAUUAGAGCGGAUGAAGGACUCCUCGAGGAUGAGGAGGAUUUUAAUGAACAGGAGUACGCCGCCAUUAACUCCAUGCUGGACCAGAUAAACUCGUGUCUGGACAACUUGGAGGAGCGGAACGACGCGCUGAACGGAAAACUGCACGAGCUCCUGGAGUCCAACCGACAGGCUCGGCAGGAGUUUCGAGCUCAGCUCAACGAAACGCAACCUGUGGAGCAGAAACACCCGCCGUCUGAGGGAUGACCACCGAGCAGACGCUGAAUUCCAGUCCUGACUCAUUCCACUGGCAUGAAGCUGUACUGUACUUGUGUUUGUAUUUAUAUUUUCUGGACCGUGCAUCACACCCUUAUAUCCUCAGCACUGUUUCUUCAUGUAUUUUAUUGUUGUUUUAAGAUGAGUACUCCAAAAUAAAAAUAAAAACAAGAGGUCAAUCAUCAAAUAUUUUAAUAGACAUUAAAAUGCAGAAAACAAACAUCUGGAGGAGAGAGAGAGGGAAAAAAAAUACAAGAUGCUUCCAGCUCCUGAAAAAACCCCAUUUUUUUUAUUUAUUUUUUUUUUAGAAAUCCUUGUUUCAUUUGUAGAAUAAAAAUAGAUUAUGAAGUGUA
Molecule: messenger RNA, 808 nt
Organism: Ictalurus punctatus (channel catfish)
Lineage: Eukaryota; Metazoa; Chordata; Actinopteri; Siluriformes; Ictaluridae
Gene: bbln
Product: bublin coiled coil protein
Exons: 2
Coding region: 171-446 (91 amino acids)
Source: RefSeq, a predicted model, not a curated record